CAACAGUUACUUUUCUUUUUUAACGAGUGAACAUCAAACCUUCUCCGCUUCAAGAUGAAAGAUCAAUUGAUAUCAUUAGACGAAAAUAUGAAAGUUACGAUUGUGAACCGGAAAAAAUCUUAUGAGAUUUCUAAACAAAAGUUAUCAUCGAUUCCUUACUUUGUGAAACUAUUUUCCAAUUCUAAUUGUGACACAACCAAAAUAGAACUUGAUCUUGAUGAAAGUUCAUUCGAUAAUAUUAUCGAGUUUAUUCUUGAUGGUCAUUUAUCCAUUUCCAUUGAAAGUGCCUUUUUAAUGAUGGAAACUGCUGAUUACCUCGGAAUGGGCGAAAUCAAACAGAAAUCAUUUGAUUUCUAUCAAUCGAAUUUCAACAUCAAACUAUUGGAAAAGUUUUUAGAUUUUUAUGAGAAUCAUAAAUGUAUUGAAAAGAUUAAUGAAGAGAAGCUUAAUUCCUUUAUUAGAAAGUAUUUCUUUCCAAUCUCUCAUACAAAAGCAUUUCUAGAAUUUCCAGUUACUCUACUGGAACGCUUAUUAAAAAUGGAUCUGGUUGUUUCUUCUGAGUUUCAAUUGUUCGAAGCUAUUGAUCGAUGGGUUGAAUUUGAUAAAAAGCUUCGAAAACAAUAUUUUCCCCGACUCACCCAAUUCAUCAAUUUUCGUAAGAUGAAAAAGGCUGAGAUCUACGGUGUCGGGUGGUUGCUACGAAGGCAGGGAUUGACUUCUGAUAUUCCACUGUAUAGUGAAAAGUAUCCUCCACGUGCUUGUCUACCAGAAUUCUGCCAAUUUGAUUGUAUAAUUAAUCGACAUUAUAAUAAGUCAUUGAUCUCAAUCUAUGAACUUGAUGAAGAUAAAAUUAAUAUCAGACGUUUAUCAAGCUCAAAUCUCUGGACUAAAUAUGGUCAAUUCACUCGAGAUGAGACAAUGUCCACUUCUCUGAUUGAGGCUGAUCAUAUCGUCGAUAUAAUUUAUGAUUCUGGAAGAAAAGGUAUUCGAGUUGAUUUGAUUGGAAAGAAAUUCAAAUAUCUUGAAAUGUUUGGUGGUGACAAUUCGUAUUAUGGUCAGGCUUACAACUAUUUCGCUCAUGACAUUCAGGUUGAUAAUACUUAUGUUAAGAUCCAAAAGUCUCAAAAGUCUGAUAAGGAAUCGAGUUGCAAAAAAUUAAACAUGCCGUUUAGAAGCCAUUUCGCUGGGUGAUCACUGGGAGGGAAUUUGCUAUGGAAAUGAAGAUCCCGAUGAUUCUGUUGGGUUUAAUGGAGGUCAUAUGUCUGAUGAAUCUGAUGACUUGAUGACUCUGAUGAUAAUGGCGGAUUGAAUAAAUUUCAUGACCAGUAUUAUUAUUGCUCGUCUCUUGAUUAUCGAAAAAUGGUUUCAUGUGUAUCGAAAGGACUGACCCGAACUCGUUCAUGUUUGUUACCCAAUCCAUAUCGUUAUAAUGGUUCUUUUAAACACUUGUACUUUUUGACAAAAAGCGAUUUCAGUUUUUAUUAUGUACGAGGAAUGUAUCAUUCGCAUAAACGUGACUUCUCGUUCCUGAAAGAUUUCAUCGGAAGCGAUUCUCUUGAUCAUAUUGAGCUGAUUUCUCAUGAAAAUUCACUUCUUAUUUGUAACAAGGAAACGAAAAUGAUCUAUGCUUAUAUUGAUAGUGAUGGAGCUGAUUAUUGGCAAUUUAUGUCUGAAAUUGAAUCUCCUGAAAAGAUGAUUACAAUUGCAUCGAUUUGUCUGCCGUUUGAUUGUGAACAAUAACUAACUGUCACCCAAUUUAAUACAUUGAUGUUUAAUCACUUGAAACAAGUUAUUUUGCUUUUCUGAAUUAAACCGAUAAUCUCGCCUUAAGUUUUCAA
Panonychus citri (citrus red mite) is the source of this 1838-nucleotide messenger RNA. RefSeq names its product kelch-like protein 3. The coding region runs from base 55 to 1191 and encodes 378 amino acids. The record is from RefSeq and is a predicted model, not a curated record. The transcript is spliced from 2 exons. Gene Ontology annotation, molecular function: protein binding. NCBI's taxonomy places the organism in Eukaryota, Metazoa, Arthropoda, Arachnida, Trombidiformes, Tetranychidae.